This is a messenger RNA of Candoia aspera, 3216 nucleotides long. It is a transcript of the gene TIPARP, whose product is annotated as TCDD inducible poly(ADP-ribose) polymerase. Gene Ontology annotation, cellular component: nucleus. NCBI's taxonomy places the organism in Eukaryota, Metazoa, Chordata, Lepidosauria, Squamata, Candoiidae. Bases 917 to 2896 code for a protein of 659 amino acids. The record is from RefSeq and is a predicted model, not a curated record. Gene Ontology annotation, molecular function: NAD+ poly-ADP-ribosyltransferase activity; zinc ion binding; NAD+-protein mono-ADP-ribosyltransferase activity. The transcript has 6 exons.
GUUUUGUUGGAAAUGCCCUCUUGCUUGCAAGCACUCGUCCUAGGAGCGGUGGGGAUUUACUUCUGAGCACGGCGCUCUCUGGGAUCGGGCCCUAAAGGGAACAAAAGGGUCCGGGUGGGGGGGGGCAGGUUGGGUUGGAGCGCUGAAAAGGAGAAAGAGAGCCGAGCUGAAGGUGGGCGCACGGCGAGGCGUUUUUCAGCCCACCCUCUUUGCUCAGACGCGCGUCCUUCUCGAUGCCUGUUGUCUUCCCAGGCAGACAAGCCUUCUCGGGGGCUCCGUCCAUGGGGCGGAAUUCCCAGCGCCAGAAGCCUCCGUUUGAGCUUCGCUAAGACUUGCUUCGAAGUUAGUCUGCAUUGCCCAGUAAGGGAUUUUAGUGCAUCUGGGACCAGAGAGAAAGAAAAGGUUAAGCCGCUUUUCUAAAAGGGGGACGGGUUCCGUUUCACCCUCAGGAAAAGUGUGCUAAAAGUAGAAGUGAAUAAAAUUAGCGCCUUCCAGAACUGAGUCUCAGAAUCCCCUUUGAUUGUUUUGGCAGGAACGGAACAAUAGUGUGUUAAUUAAUGCAGAGCGCAUAAUCUGGAUCUUUUGGCGCAUGACAAAUCUGGGUUAGAGAACCCCACAAUUCAAAACAAGGCUUCGAAAGAACGCAAGCAGAACCGUAUGCCCACCACUGUUUCGCGGCUUGGAUCUGUGUCAGGCGAGAGGAGCAGCCUAUUCUCUUGAAUAAUAGAUCUCUUGGAAUGAGAUCCCUUGUAGACAAUAUAAUGGGGAGGGGACCCUUUUUGAAUGAUGUGCAUGAUCCUGGAAUGGUAAAACUUUAGGAAGUGUAAUGAAUGAAGUGCUGUGUGUCAGGAGCUGGUCUUUAGGCCUUGGAAAGUAACUUUGAACAGGGUGGGCCCAGGAGUCACAGAACCCCCCAAUGGAAACUGAAAUGGAGUCUCCAUGUGCAGUCCAGCCAGUUGCCUGCCAGGAAAUGCAGCACCCGGAUCCCCCAGAGGCUUUUCCUCCACCUGUGAGGGUUCCUGAAAAGAUCCCACCGGUCAAGCCGUGUUUUAAGAAGAAGCAGCAGAUGCAGAAAAGGCUGGAUUCAGAAGCACUGAGGGCUCUGCGGCCUAUCUUCACCAGCUUGCUUGGCACGGGCACCUUGGAUGGAAUUUUUGUGCCCAGGGGACAGAAUAGUAGCCAUAGUAACCUGUGUGAACCUGUUGCAAAAAAGAACUUGGGAACUGCAGCUCCAUGUCCACAACCAGAUAACAGUGUAGCUGUCUUAGUGCCAGGAGCUCCAGCAGUUCAGGGACAACUAUCUGAUGGACAUCUUGAAGAGGAGGCCCAGUCACAGGAGCAGAGCUUCCCCUCCAUUACCUCUCCUGCUAAUGAGCCAUUCCAGGACAGCUGCUUGCAUGCUGCCUCUAAUGCUGCUGCUGCCCACCUUGCAUACCCUGGCAAGAUACUUGAAGGUUACCCAUCUGGGAUGCCCCUGAGUAACAACCAGUGCCUGCUCCAGUGUAACGGGAAUCCAGGCGAUAAGUUUGGAGCUGGUCUUUUCCAGAACAAAAGUGAAGAUGCUUCCCUUGACCUGGUGUUUGAACUUUUGAACCAGUUACAGUAUCAUACCCACCAGAAGGACGGGAUUGAUAUCUGCGUGUACUUUCUACAAGGCAUGUGCGUGUAUGGCAGUGAUUGCCCCAAGCAUCACACUGUCCUGCCAUAUCACUGGCAGGCCAGGAAGACCGCCACACAGGUGUGGCAAAGUGUGACUACCGACUCCCAGGAGCAUCUGGAGAGGCUCUACUGCAAUCCAGACAAUGACAAGGUCAAAAUGAGAUACCGAGGUCAGGAGUUUUUAGUAGACUUGAAUGCCCUGACGCUUUACGAUACAACUGAGUUUGACCGAUUGAGGAGACUGUCUACACCUGUCUGCGCAAGUACUGACUCCAACUACUAUACAGUCUGGAAAUAUUUCUGCAGGGAUCACUUUGGCUGGAGAGAAUAUUCCGAGCCUGUAGUACGGUUGAUAGAAGAAGCCAACUGCCGAGGGCUGGCAGAGGUCCGAUUUGUUACAUGGCACAAUCGUUACAUCUUGAACAUUAAAGACGGCUUCCAGCAAAACGCAUGUGUUCGAAGAGAAAUCAAGAAGCGACCUCUCUUCCGCUCCUGUGUGAUUCUCAUGCCGUUUUUGCAGACCCUUAGUGGCAGCCUGGCAGUGCCAAUGACAGAGUCCAUCCCAUCACAGGCUUUAUCCCCAAGUGCUGUUACCUCUCCCAGUUUCUAUCCAGAGACAUGGAUUAGCAUGGACCCAGCUCAGGACUUUAUCCAAGUGCCUGUUUCAAAGGAAGACAAAAGCUACAGAACCAUUUAUAAUCUGUUUCAUAAGACUGUGCCUGAGACCAAAUAUAAAAUCUUGAAAAUACUGCGAGUUCAAAACCAGUUUUUGUGGGAGAAAUACAAAAGGAAAAAGGAAUACAUGUCUAAAAAAAUGACUGGGUUAGACAAGAUAAUGAAUGAAAGACAUUUGUUCCAUGGGACCUCCCAGGAUGUGGUGGAUGGUAUCUGCAAGCAUAACUUUGACCCUCGAGUAUGUGGGAAACACGCCACCAUGUUUGGGCAAGGCAGCUACUUUGCUCGAAAAGCCAGCUACUCCCAUAAUUUCUCCAAGCGGUCACCCAAAGGGAUCCACUACAUGUUCUUAGCAAAAGUACUGACUGGAAAGUACACAGUUGGGAACCACACCAUGAGAAGGCCUCCGCCUGUGAACCCUUCCAGCAUCACCAGCGAUCUGUAUGAUUCUUGUGUGGACAACUACUUUGAACCACAGAUCUUUGUCCUUUUUAAUGAUGACCAGAGCUAUCCUUAUUUUGUUAUCCAGUAUGAAGAAGUUAGUAACACUGUCAUGAUCUGAGAGAGAGAUUCAAAUUUCCCAUUGAUAAAUUAUUGUUGUUAAUAGACUUUAAUCUGCUGUUUGUAGAAUGGUCAUCUUUGUUGGGGAGGAGAAUCCGGUCCUGGAAAUUUUAAUAAAGGUAUUGAGGAACAGGGAGGGAAAAAAUAACCAUUUUUUUAAAAAAGGAAAAAUCCUGAAAAGACCAAUUGUGCAAUUGUAAAUAUUUUCCAUUGUUUAUAGUUGAGAAGAAAAAAAAACUGUGCCUUUUGUUAUAAACACUAUUUAUGUUAGUAAAUUUAAUGUUUUAAAAACUUACUAAGGUGACCCAGUGUUAUCUUGAA